This is a messenger RNA of Closterium sp. NIES-65, 4806 nucleotides long. NCBI's taxonomy places the organism in Eukaryota, Viridiplantae, Streptophyta, Zygnematophyceae, Desmidiales, Closteriaceae. The record is from the annotation of a GenBank genome assembly.
AUGAAGGGUAGUAAAAAGCCGGCUGGAGGAGCAAAGCAAACCGAGAAGCAGGAUGGCAAGAAGAAAACAAAGGCUGCUCUUCCGCAAACGGCGACUCAGAAGCCUGCUGAGAAUAAGAAAUUGGCGUCAGCGCUUGCAUCGCAUCUGCAGAGCUUGUACAAGGGAGAAGGGGUGCUGGUGGUAGAGGACGACAAACGCAUCAUUUUCUACUGCACUCUGUGCGACGUAUGGGCUUACCAUGACGCGAGCCUGAUCGACCAUAUACAUGGGAAGAAGCACAAGCGGAAACAGGCGGAAGCCACACCGAUCACCUCACCACCGUCCAGCGUCACUGGAAGUCCCCCUUGGGAGAGAACUUCCAAGUUGACGCCACCGUGGAAGCUCGUUGGGGAAGGGAAAAACUCCGCCGUGUCUCCUUCCUCCAAGCGUAAAGCGCCUCAUACGAGUGAUGCCUCUAAGUCUGCUGCUGGCGGCUCCAAGCGCCAGAGAAAAGCCAAUGGUCAAGAUGUUGCAGUCACACCGGACGGUGAGGCGGAUGCACGUGACGUUGUUCCAGAAACAGCAGCAGAAGAAGAAUCGGAUGAGCCAAGCCGACCUGAGGACUUCGCCCUGGCAUUGUUCAAGUUCACGAACCUGAUUGGUCGCCGAGGGAAGUGGGAGAAGCAGCUGUUGAAGUGGUCCGAUGGCGGUCCUGGUGAGAAGCACAGUCAGAAGGAGGAGCUACCACUGCUGGCAGAUGUCCCCGCCGAGCAUCCAGGGGAGCUCAAGAAGCAACCGGAAGAGGCCAGCGACAAGGAUGUUCCACGAGAUGACGAUGAUGGUAACAAAGAGAAAGAACUGAAAGGCACGUCUGGUGCUGAGCCACAGUGCACAGAAGAGCCAAUUGAAGUUAAUGCGGAUGUGGAAGAAGCACGUGGAGCUCGCACUGCCGACGACUCUACUCCCGCGCCUGAGCUGCAUGAGGCGGUUGCUGGUAGAACUGAAGACGAAGCGACUGAGAAUGCAGCUGCACCUGCGGUUCCAGUGCCAGAAGCAGCAGCAGGGGUUGACGCCUCUGGAGAUGCCACAGCACCGGCUGCAGUGCCAGCUAAGAGACGGAAAGGAACUCUGGGAGCUGGUGCAGGGGCAUCUGCAACGAGAGUGUGCUUUCUGUGCCAGCUGCCCAUGAUGGAAGGGCAGGUGGUUGGAGCCCUGUGGAAUGCACGCUUGAAACAAUUUGCCUGCAGCAGCAGGAACCGACACAAGAAGUUCCACAUAUUCCACUCGCACUGCAUAGCGGACUGGGUGGUCUUCUGCUCUGCGGUCGCCAGCACCAGUGUGCCGCCCGCCCUCUGCUGCCCGCUCGAGGCUGACGUGGCGCACCUCCUCUCCUCCAUGCACCGCCACCAAAAGGCACACGCGCCGUCCCUGGGGCCAAGCCGCCAGGCCAGUGGCGCUGCCACACCUGCUGCCGCUGCUGCUGCUGGCAGAGUCACAGGGGCUGCAGCAGCUGCUGCUACUGCUGCUGAGGCUGGCGGUAGUGCUCCUGUGUCUGCCAGUGCUGCUGCUGAAGCGAAUGCGAAUAACCAGCCUGGAGAUGCUCCUCAGUCUAAUGGGGCUGAGCGUGUGGGGCCGGGUGGGGAUGCUGAUGGCAGCAGUGCUAGCAGUGACGAGAAUCAUUCCGACGCGUGGGCGUGGGCUGGCAUCCCAGACGCAAUUCACUCCUCUGCCACCGCUGCUGCUGUUGCAACCUCUGCCCUGGCUGCUGCUGCUGCCACAGGGCCAGUGUCCAGUGAAGAUGCAGCAGUGGUGGCCAUCGUGGCAACAGCUGCUGCGUCGGCUGCUGCGUCCCUGAUGGCUCCACCUCCUGCUCCUCCUGCCUCUGCAUCUGCUAUGUCACAUCUUCUGGGCAAGCGCAGCUCAGCUGACACCGUGGCACAGCAGCCAGGCAAGGCGAAGAGAGGCGUGCCCUCAGCAGUGCCGGCAUCAGCGCCUGUAGCAGCGUCUGGAGCAGCUGGAGCUGCCAGCAAGGGCGUGCCAGGCAAAGGGGCAGAAUCAGAGGCAGCAGUGUCAGUAGGAACAGGAGGAACAGCAGUGCCAGCAACGCCAGCUGCUCCUGAGGGCGCAGAGGCGCUGGAGGGAGUAAAGCUGUUGCCGCUGACUGAGGUGUUCUGUCCGGAGUGCCAGGGCACAGGGCGGUAUGGCCCUCAAAACGCCCUGGAGCACCCCCGCUACCGCCUUGCUCAGGUGUUUGACUGGAUUGUGGCCAUGAUGGUGGCGCGGCACAAGGCAACCCUUGCACUGAAAGGAAGCACGGCGAGCAGUGGAGAGCAGGAGGAGGACGGUGGUGCAGGGAGGACGGCAGAAGUGGGUGCGGCAGACAAGGGAUAUCCCAUUAUGGCAGACGCUGAGGGGUCACCAGAGGGCUGCGAGAAGGCACCAAAGGGGGCCGAGGGAGCAUCAGAAGGCGGGGAAAAGACACCAAAGGGCAGGGAGAAUGUGGAGAGGUCAGGUGGCAUGGAGGCGGAUAAGGGCUUGUGUGAUGAGAGGGAGGUGACAGCAGCCGAGGCUGCUCAUCCCCCUCCUGCAGCCAGUCCCUCUCAGGCGGCUCACAGUGCAGCAGUCACUGGGGGAUCCCUUCCAGGGAAUGAAGCAGGCAUGCAGGAUACGGGUGCUGGCAGCAGCAUGGGCGUGGUUGCUGGCAGCACGCUGGCCAGCAAUCCUGUGGAGAGUGCAGCAGAGAAGGGGUCAGAAGGGUGCCGUCUGCCCAUUCUGCACCGAGUCCUCUCCUCCCUACAUCUGCAACCCUACAUCUCCCUUCAUCUGCUUCUGCCUGCCCACCCGUCCCUAUGCCAGGCAGCAGACACUGCUUUCCACAACCUCAGGACCCCGCACGCGGCUCCCUUCCUUGGCGGAAAUCCGUACUCCCUCGCGUUUAACGUGCAGUCCGCGUCGUCUUUCCAGUCCCACAACGCCGCGCCGUUUCUGUCCGAAAACCAGCUCGAGUUUCCCGUUUCCAGCGCGCGCCAAUGCGGACGGAUUCCGUUAGAGCCGCCAGUAACAGAGAACAAUAACAGCAGCAACAGCAACCAUGAUAACACUGAUAACUACGGCGAGAACACAUCCAGCCCUCCGUCUAGAGGCGCGUUCGACCUCCAAACCCCCAACAUGAACUUCGACGCUCCGUGCGACGCGCCGUGCGACGCUGCGACGCGCAUGAUCCGGCUGCCGUACGACCUGCAUCCGCCGGACAUCAACCUGCCUCUCCCCCUCCCCAUGUCCAUGUCCAUGUCCAUGUGCCUCGACCUCGAUCUCGACGCCGCCUCCCCCGCGCACCACCCCGUUGCUGUCUCCCUCCCCACCAAUGCCGCGCAUCCCGCUGGUGCCGCUCGUCCCGCUCAUCCCACUGAUGACGCUGACGUGGCUGCAGCGGCGGCCGCGAAUUCUCCUGCUCCUGCUGCUGCGGCUGACGCUGUUGCUGCUGCUGGUGUUGCAGCUGGAAUCAAUGGCGCGGUUGGUGGGGAGAGCGGCGUUGGUGGGGAUGCGCGGGACUUCGGGAGUGGUGGGAGGGGGAAUAGCAGCAACAACGUGGGUGGCGCAGAGGGGGAGCAGCGCGGGAUGGAAGAGCGCGAUAGGGCUGGCGAGCUUGGCGGAAACGGCGAGCUGGCGAUUCUGAGGGCUUUCCAGCAGGGCGCGGGAGGGGAGAACGCGGAGAGUGGGUCCGCGGAGGGCGCAGGGGGGGAGGAAGGGGAGAACAGGCGGGAGCAGCAGGCGGAGCAAGGAUUAUCAGAGGAGGGGGGCGGGCAAGAAGCAGGCGCUGAUGCUGGCGGGGAUACUGGCGGAGAUGGUGGGGGAGAUGGGGGCGGGGAUGUUGGCGGAAUGGCCCUCUGGUGGGAUGUAGGUCCGGCGCCGAACCUGGACAUUGAGAUAGCUCCGGUUGGUGCCCCGGCAACCCGGUUUGCACCGAGGCUGAUCUUCAGCCUUGACAGCCACCCACCGUCCACCGCUGCUACUGCUCCUGCCCCUCCUGCUGCACUGAAUGCAAACACCAGAGGAGCUAUAGCCUCCAGGCCCACUGUACCCUCCAGAUUUGGUGGUUUCAGGGAGAGUGGGUCGGCCACAGGAGCUGGUGCGGGAGUGGAGGCUUCAUGUGCCUGCAUGCCCGCCCUACUGCCUCCCUCCCUCCAUCCUUCUCACCCCCCACCGCCCACACCCCUACGCCUGACCACUUUCCACCACCAGCGUGGAGAGGAGGCGUUUAUGGUGCAACACGAUGUGGAGAAUGCGUGCAUGUGGGCGCUCAGUCGGGGCGAGGAGGCGUUUAUGGUGCAACACGAUGUGGAGAAUGCGUACAUGUGGGCUCUCAGUGUGCGGCCAGAGCAAUGUGCGGCCAGAGCAAGUGGAGGAGAGGCGUUAUGUGCUUGCAUUCCUGCCCUACUCCCUCUCCCCCUUCACCCAUACCCACCCAACCAGCGGGGCGAAGAGGCGUUUAUGGUGCAGCACGAUGUGGAGAAUGCGUACAUGUGGGCGCUCAGUGUGCGGCCAGAGCAUGCGCUGGGCAAGAUGCAGCUGCGCUCCUUCAUCAACGGCAACUCCAGGGUGGACGAGCCGUGCUUCCCCUUCCCUGAGAAGGCUGGCUUCGCGCGAUCACACCGCCUGCAGCGGCGGCGCUACAAGGGGCUGGCCAACCCCCUCUGCAUCCACGGCAUUGCACCCGUCCCCGCCCCUGACCUCUCUGCCGUGUCCCCCCACUCGCGCAUGCGCUGGGAGGAGAUUACUGGUGAGUUGGUGGCUGUCAGGUGUCGCACACAGGGUGAAACGUCUUAA